Messenger RNA from Acanthosepion pharaonis, 969 nucleotides. Lineage: Eukaryota; Metazoa; Mollusca; Cephalopoda; Sepiida; Sepiidae. The record is from the annotation of a GenBank genome assembly.
AUGUCAAAUGCAGAUGGACGACUUUCUCGCCUCGCGGAUUACAUGAACAAUCUCUCCGUCAAACAUUUCACAGACGUCGCCUUUUAUUACACAACAGCCACAUUCAGUGAGUUUAGAAAUAUCUAUCUAUCUAUCUAUCUAUCUAUCUAUCUAUCUAUCUAUCUAUCUAUUUUAGUCUGUUCAUAUCUAUCUAUCUAUUUUAGUCUGUUCAUAUCUAUAUAUCUAUCUAUCUAUCUAUCUAUUUUAGUCUGUUCAUAUCUAUAUAUCUAUCUAUCUAUUUUAUCUGUUCAUAUCUAUAUAUCUAUCUAUCUAUCUAUUUUAGUCUGUUCAUAUCUAUCUAUCUAUCUAUCUAUUUUAGUCUGUUCAUAUCUAUCUAUCUAUCUAUCUAUCUAUCUAUCUAUUUUAGUCUGUUCAUCUAUCUAUCUAUCUAUCUAUCUAUCUAUCUAUCUAUCUAUUUUACUGUUCAUAUCUAUCUAUCUAUCUAUCUAUCUAUCUAUCUAUCUAUCUAUCUAUCUAUUUUACUGUUCAUAUCUAUCUAUCUAUCUAUCUAUCUAUUUUAGUCUGUUCAUAUCUAUCUAUCUAUCUAUCUAUCUAUCUAUUUUAGUCUGUUCAUAUCUAUCUAUCUAUCUAUCUAUCUAUCUAUUUUAUCUGUUCAUAUCUAUCUAUCUAUCUAUCUAUCUAUCUAUCUAUCUAUCUAUCUAUCUAUACGGGUCCCAUAGGGAAGCUGACGACAAUGCUGUCAUUCCAGCUCCGUCGGUCUUCUGUGGGCUGCCAAAUGAGAUAGCAGGCCCGAUCCGCGAACGAAGUUCCCGGGCACAGGUGGUAGGGAAACAUGCCCGGUGCGGAUUUGGCAGGUUGCAGGUGACGCUGGCGUCGCCCUCCCAUCCUCGUCUCUUCCUCGUUGAAGAGCGCCACUCCGGCGACGCCGAGAGACCGCCAGCCGAUCCGAUCCCUUGCGAGUUUCUCUAA